Molecule: messenger RNA, 2109 nt
Organism: Cyprinodon variegatus (sheepshead minnow)
Lineage: Eukaryota; Metazoa; Chordata; Actinopteri; Cyprinodontiformes; Cyprinodontidae
Product: extracellular calcium-sensing receptor-like
Exons: 6
Coding region: 1-2109 (702 amino acids)
Biological process (GO): G protein-coupled receptor signaling pathway
Cellular component (GO): membrane
Molecular function (GO): G protein-coupled receptor activity
Source: RefSeq, a predicted model, not a curated record
AUGAUAGGGGGGAUUUUUCCAGUCUUCAAUAAAGAGAUAAGCAAGAUCAAUACAUUUGAGGGGGAGCCUCUUAAAAUUAUGUGUGAAGGAUUUGACCUGCGUGCUUUUCGAUGGACCCAAGUGAUGAUAUUUGCAAUUGAUGAAAUCAACAAAAAUCCUGCUCUCCUUCCAAAUGUUUCUCUUGGUUAUAGAAUCCUUGACUCUUGUGCCUCUCCUACUAACACUGUUCGUGCUGCAUUGACACUGGGAGGUGAACCAGAGGGGAAGGAAAUGACAUCUCCUUGUCCCCCAGCUAUAUCUGCUCUAAUAGCUGAGUCAGGAUCAUCUCAGUCCUUAGCUGUGGCUGAAACUCUAGGACCAUUUCAACUGCCAAUAGUAAGUUAUUUUUCAACAUGUGCCUGUCUCAGUAACAGAGCUAAAUAUCCUACUUUUUUCCGAACAAUUCCCAGCGACUACUUUCAGGCAAAAGCUUUGGCUUCAUUAGUCAAACAUUUUGGCUGGGAGUGGAUUGGAGCCAUACAGUCUGACAAUGAUUAUGGAAGAAAUGGAAUUCUUGCAUUCACUGAGGAGGUUAAGACAUUAAAAAUUUGUAUUGCUUUUAUUGGUACAGUUCUCCGAACUUACCCUCUGGAUAAAAUUCGGAAAGUUGUAGAAAUGAUCAAGCAAUCUACUGUCAAAGUAAUUCUUGCUUUUGUUCCGGAGGGAGACUUUUACCCUUUGAUGAAGGAGAUAGUUAAACAGAAAAUCACUGGAAUUCAGUGGAUUGCUAGUGAAGCAUGGAUAACAGCUGCACGACCAUCCACACCAGAAAUGUACCAAGCUUUUGGUGGAGCUUUGGGGUUUGUUGUACAGAAGAUGGCUAUCCCAAAUCUACAUCCAUUUCUGAAAGAUAUUAACCCUUACAGAGAUCCAAGUAUGCCUUUUGUGAAGGAUUUUUGGGAGAUAAUGGUAACAUAUCACUUACAAAGAGUAAACUUCAGAAACCAGUUUGGAGAUCAUGUGUUUUUUGAUGAGAAUGGCAAUCCUCCUGCCUCCUAUGAUAUCAUUAACUGGCAACUUAAAAAUGGACAGGUUCCUCAAUCGCUGUGCUCUAAUGAAUGCCCAGAAGGGAAAAGGAAAGCUCAAAUCAAAGGGAAACCAAAGUGCUGUUUUGAUUGUAUUCCAUGUGCAGAUGGAACUAUAGCAAACUUAACAGGUGCAAUGGAAUGCACAGCCUGUCCAAAAGAAUACUGGUCCAAUGAGAAACACAGUGAGUGUAUUCCAAAAGCAGUUGAGUUCCUGACCUACCAUGAACCCAUGGGAGUAGCGCUUACAGUUGUAGCGUUACUAGGGGCCAUCCUGUCACUCCUCACAAUGACCAUUUUUAUCCACUACAGAGACACUCCAGUAAUAAAGGCCAGCAACUCAGAGCUGAGUUGCUUCUUGUUGUUUUCUCUCUUUCUGUGUUUUCUUUGCCCUCUCACCUUCAUUGGUAGACCUACAGUCUGGACAUGCAUGCUGCGCCACACAGCUUUUGGUGUGACAUUUGCUCUUUCUAUUUCUUGUGUGUUAGGAAAAACUAUUGUGGUAGUAACUGCAUUCAAAAUCAAACACCCAAGCAACAAAGUUAUGGGACAGUUUAGUCCACUUCAACAAAGAAUUAUUGUUUGCUCUUGCACUUUGAUUCAGGUAAUUAUCUGUAUAUCGUGGUUAACUUUAAAUCCUCCUUUCCCUGACAAAAUUUUUACAUAUAGUAACAAAAAAAUUGUUUUACAAUGUAACACAGGGUCUGAGGUUGCAUUUUAUGCAGUACUCGGAUACAUAGGGAUCCUUGCAGUAAUAUGUUUAAUCCUUGCAUUUCAAGCAAGAAAAUUGCCUGAUAAUUUUAAUGAAGCCAAAUAUAUAACGUUCAGUAUGCUGGUAUUCUGUGCUGUCUGGAUCACUUUUAUCCCAGCAUAUGUCAGCUCUCCUGGAAAGUUUACAGUCGCUGUGGAGAUUUUUGCAAUUUUGUCAUCAGCAUAUGGUUUAUUGAUCAGCAUUUUUGCUAAAAAAUGUCACAUAAUCCUAAUGAAGCCAGAAAAGAACACAAAAAGGUAUGUUAUCGGAGUAAAUGCUAUAAAAAAAGCAUAA